AUGAAGGUGUGGCUCAAUUGUCAAAAGAGGCCAACGCAGAGUUGGACCUCCAUAGCCCUGGCCGUGAGGUACGUCCCCUCAAAAUUCCAAGAAUCUCCAUUGAUUAUUUGCAGGUGGGCUUUCCGCGUCCUCAAACCCACUCUUCCAAGUCCGGUUCUUGCAUGCUUUUACAUCCAGUUCAUUCAGAGCGCGAAGCAGCCCCAGGGCGAAUAUUAUGCAAUAUAUCUGGCCAACCGUACUUCUUUUUGCUUGAAAGCCAAGCUUGCAGAGAAAGUGCAGAUCGACUCAUCGGUUAUCUCUCAUAUAAUUUGGGUCAAUAGAAAGGGUUUGAAGGUCCUGGUGGACGACAAUAUGGUCCAACAUCUUCCAGAGGCGCAGACCAUGGUUGCCGACAUCUGUGAAAUCCCGUAUACACAAGUAACAGAUGACCCGAGGGCAAAGUGCUCUAGGGUGGAGGUCAAGCUUGUGUUUUGA
Molecule: messenger RNA, 474 nt
Organism: Penicillium brevicompactum
Lineage: Eukaryota; Fungi; Ascomycota; Eurotiomycetes; Eurotiales; Aspergillaceae
Exons: 2
Coding region: 1-474 (157 amino acids)
Source: RefSeq, a predicted model, not a curated record